GCUUAUCUAUCUUAUUUUUUAUCUUUUUCUUCUCCGCAAGCAAACGCUCACAUAAUUUUUUCUUUAUAUUUUUUAGCACGUUUCAUUUAUCCGUCCCUCACUUUUAUUUUUUCUUCCAUUUUAUCCUAGAAUCAAUGUCGCAGCACCCAGCAUACACCAUGGCAGGCAUCUGCGCAGUGGGCGGAGCCAUCGGAUACGCUAAGGGUCGGUCGAUCCCGUCUUUGGUCGCCGGAGCCAGCAUCGGUGCGGUGUACUGGUACGCGGGAACAAGGAUCCAGAAGAAUCAGGAUUACGGACACGAGUUGGCUCUGGCAGCAUCUACCUUGCUGCUGUUUGCCAUGGGACCUAAGGCGCUGAGAACCAGGGCACCUGUGCCCCUGAGCAUGUCGGUUCUCGGAACGGGAUCGGCGGCUUACUACUCCAAGAAGGUCUAUGAGGAGCGUUACGGCGUGUAGAAAAAAUGAUCCAAAGCGUAGGAGGGAGGUGAAGAUGAAGAGAAAUAAACAAAAUAUUGGAUAGGAAAAUACUGAAAUUGUUUUUAAGAUUUUUUAUUGAUUUUAUUCUAUUUUUUAUUUUUAUUAUUUUUUGUUGCAGUUUUAUUUUUAUUUUUUCUCUUUCUUUCUCUUUGCUUUAAUUUUACA
Messenger RNA from Kickxella alabastrina, 641 nucleotides. RefSeq names its product transmembrane proteins 14C-domain-containing protein. The record is from RefSeq and is a predicted model, not a curated record. The transcript has a single exon. Lineage: Eukaryota; Fungi; Kickxellomycota; Kickxellomycetes; Kickxellales; Kickxellaceae. Bases 135 to 455 code for a protein of 106 amino acids. Gene Ontology annotation, cellular component: membrane.